Messenger RNA from Paramuricea clavata, 770 nucleotides. The record is from the annotation of a GenBank genome assembly. Lineage: Eukaryota; Metazoa; Cnidaria; Anthozoa; Malacalcyonacea; Plexauridae.
AUGGAAACUAACACUGAUUUUAAACGUUAUAUGAAAUUUAAAACUCAACAUAAGUUCAAUUUCGAAAACAUUAAUAUCAAUGAAGUGUUAAAUGCACUGGAGAAAUUAAAGACGUCUAAGUCAACUGGACAUGAUAAUAUCCCAGCCAAACUUUUGAAAGAUGCGAGUGAUGCCGUGGCGCCUUUUUUAGUAUUUAUUUUUAAUACUUCACUCAAACAUGGAAUUUUCCCUGAUGAUCUUAAGACUGCAAGAAUUUCUCCAAUUCAUAAAUCUGGUGACAAAAAAAAUCGAGGCAAUUAUAGACUGAUUUCCAUUCUUUCGAUUAUUGCUAAGUUAUUUGAGAAACUUGUCUGUACACAGCUCAAUUCCUUUUUAACUGAAAAUAAUAUUCUGAGUUCGUGUCUGUCUGGUUUCCGUAAAAAUUAUUCCACCGCAUCAGCCCUUUUAGCAAAUACGGAUUCAUGGUUACUUAAUAUGGAUGCUGGGAUGAUAAACGGAGUACUUUUUCUGGACUUAUGUAAAGCAUUUGAUACGGUUGAUCACGGAAUUCUCCUAAGUACAUUAUCUAUCUAUGGAAUCCAAAAUAAGGCCUUAGAUUGGUUUAAAUCUUAUUUGCAUAACAGAACGCAAUACUGCAGGGUGAACAGUGCAACAUCGUCCACCAGGAAAAUACGUUGUGGGGUUCCCCAGGGAUCGAACCUUGGUCCCCUUUUGUUUUUAUUAUACGUCAAUGACCUGCCAAAUUGCUUGGAUAAAUCCUGUCCGGCAAU